Meleagris gallopavo (turkey) is the source of this 2597-nucleotide messenger RNA. The record is from RefSeq and is a predicted model, not a curated record. Lineage: Eukaryota; Metazoa; Chordata; Aves; Galliformes; Phasianidae.
AAUGAUUUGAUACACAUAUUCAUUAUUAAAGGAGUGCGUCGCCAGGAUUUCCUGUCUGAGGCUUCAAGUGCAGGGAAAACUGAGGCAUACUGGCAUUAUUGUAUCAUUCCAUGCAUUGAAAGUUCUUUACUUGCCCUGACUUCAGGUUAUUUUACCCAGUGUUCGGGAGUGAGCUUUAAUGUGGGUCUGUCGUUUUUAAACAGAUGGCACAAGGCCAAGCAGCUGGUGGGGAAAAGCUGUCAAAAUGUUACGCGGUACCUUUACCAGCUAAUAACUUUUUUUCUGUUUCUUUUCCCCCGGUGUGGGACUCCCAGGAGCCUCUGCCUCAAUGGGUCCAGUCAUGCCGCCCAGCAAGAAGCCGGAGGGCUCAGGAAUCAGUGUUCCCAGCGGACUGAGCCAGCGGUACCAAGAUAGCGAUUUGUCAAAGGCACUUCACGAUGACGAGGACCUAGAUUUCUCUUUGCCUGCCAUCAGAUUAGAUAAAGGGGCCAUGGAAGAUGAAGAACUAACUAACUUGAACUGGUUACACGAGAGCAAGAACUUGCUGAAGAGCUUUGGGGACUCGGUGUUACGAAGCGUCAGCCCCGUUCAGGACAUUGGUGAUGACACGCCUCCGUCCCCCGCCCACUCGGACAUGCCCUACGAUGCCAAGCAGAACCCCAACUGCAAACCUCCUUACUCCUUUAGCUGCCUCAUAUUUAUGGCCAUCGAGGACUCGCCAACCAAAAGACUGCCCGUAAAGGAUAUAUACAACUGGAUUUUAGAACACUUUCCGUAUUUUGCAAACGCUCCCACUGGAUGGAAAAAUUCUGUGAGACAUAAUCUGUCCUUGAAUAAGUGUUUUAAGAAAGUGGACAAAGACAGAAGUCAGGUAAGUUUGCAACUGUGGAGACCUGUCUGUGAUAAAACUUACCGGCUUAUCCCAGAACGUAUUCAUAACUGUAAAAUGUGGAUUUCUUUUCAAUGUAUGGCAUUUUAUCAAAACUUUGCUCAUUCCGUGAAUGCAACAGACAGCAUCUGCUUUCCAUUUUGUUGCCUCGUAGUGGCAGACAAAGGACAAAGCACAUCAGGUCCACCCAUUUGGCCAGGAAGCACCUUUUUCAAGAGAAAUGGAGCUCUUCUACAAGAUCCUGACAUUGAUGCUGCCACUGCCAUGAUGCUUUUGAAUACUCCCCCUGAGAUACAAGCAGGUUUUCCUCCAGGAGUGAUACAGAAUGGAGCUCGAGUUCUGAGUAGAGGAAUAUUUCCUGGAGCCAGGCCAUUGCCAAUCAGCCCUAUAGGAAGCAUGGCUGUUGCAGUAAGGAAUGGGAUUACAAACUGCCGGAUGCGGACAGAAAGCGAACAGUCUUGUGGCUCUCCAGUUGUUAGCGGUGACCCGAAGGAGGAUCACAACUACAGCAGUGCCAAAUCUUCCAACCACAGGAGCACAUCACCUGCCAGUGACUCCGUUUCCUCUUCCUCUGCUGAUGACCAGUAUGAAUUUGCAACUAAAGGUAGCCAAGACAGCAGUGAAGGAAGUGAAGUUAGCUUCCAGAGCCAUGAGAGCCAUAGUGAAACAGAAGAGGAGGACAAAAAGCAAAAUCGGAAGGAGACCAAGGAUUCUUUAGCUGACAGUGGGUAUGCAUCCCAGCACAAGAAAAGGCAACAUUUAAUGAAGGCGAAAAAAGUACCAAGUGACACACUGCCUCUUAAAAAGAGACGUACUGAAAAGCCCCCUGAGAGUGACGAUGAGGAGAUGAAAGAAGCAGCGGGAUCUCUCCUGCAUUUAGCAGGAAUUCGAUCCUGUUUGAAUAACAUCACCAAUUGGACGGCAAAGGGGCAGAAAGAGCAAAAGGAAACCACAAAAAAUUAGAACAAAUCAAUGAUUUGUUUGAACUUACAAAGUUUUGUUUCAGCACGUCAGGUGAAUUCUAAUGAUUUGUGGCAAUAUCAGCAAUUUUUCCUUUUUUGUUUUUCUUUCUAUUUGAUUUUAUUUCUUUUCUUUUUUCUUUUUACUUUUUUUUUUUUUUGGUACCCUUAAGAUUUUUAUUUUUAAAGGAGAUUGAAGCCAUAGAACUCAUACUGACACUCAGCUAAUUUACAAAAGCUUUUCAUUACCCGAAGACAAAAAGUUAACAACAGAAAAAAGCCAAAAUCGCCAUUGCUUUCUCCGGCUUGUCAAAAAAUGCAUGGUUGAAUACGCAGUGACAUCAACAUUGUUGUGAUGGGAUAAGAUCGGGCACUUGGAAAUCUCUCUUACACUAGAAGAGAUUGCAUAAUUUAGUAGUCAUUCAGGCCUAACCCUUAAGAAUUUUUUUAACGGCCUUACAAUUGGGAUGUGAGUGAAUGUGAAGAAAGAGAUUUGGGGGGAAAGAGAAGGCGUGUACUUCUCACACCAAACCACAGACCAUCUAGUGGCACUUGGAUUCACCGUGCCAUAGAAGUCUUUGGACAGCCACUGGUGGCAACUGCGCAUACCGUAAUGCACUUCUAGUGCUUCGUGUACUAUAUGUGGCUAAUAGCGUGAAGACUGGUAACUUCUAAGUUUUGGGAAGUUUGAGCUGUGUAUGCAAUGAGUGAAAUAAUGAAAAGAAAUGGGGGGGGAGGGUGUGGCACUG